AUGCUCGAUCCCACAAAGGCCUUCGCCGCCUCUCGCGCUGCCACGUCGCGCACCGCUGGGCGCGAGAUGAAGUACGGACACCACCGUCCCGUGUAUGGCACGCUCCAGUUCAUCGAGUCGCAAGCCAUGCCGGUGCUACCCGACCGGCCAGCGCGGGUCCAGGUCGAGCAGAAGCGGAAGCUGCAGCAAGCGGAGCACCUCGGCGAGUACAACAUCUGGUACCACCGCUGGAGCGGCGAAAACAACUACGAGCGCGCCCCUCGCGCGUCGACCCGCUGCGUGCUCGAGACGGACGCCGGCCUAACGCGAGCUGACUACACCAACCCGGGCGCGCCGCCGCCUCCUCUGCCGCUUGAUGCGGUGGCUCCUGAGGCGGCCGGUGCGUGGUCUUAG
This is a messenger RNA of Emiliania huxleyi CCMP1516, 393 nucleotides long. RefSeq lists its product as hypothetical. The transcript has a single exon. The record is from RefSeq and is a predicted model, not a curated record. Lineage: Eukaryota; Haptophyta; Isochrysidales; Noelaerhabdaceae. The coding region runs from base 1 to 393 and encodes 130 amino acids.